Messenger RNA from Oncorhynchus nerka (sockeye salmon), 3861 nucleotides. RefSeq names its product double-strand-break repair protein rad21 homolog. The transcript has 13 exons. Gene Ontology annotation, molecular function: chromatin binding; protein binding. The record is from RefSeq and is a predicted model, not a curated record. Gene Ontology annotation, cellular component: meiotic cohesin complex. The coding region runs from base 762 to 2432 and encodes 556 amino acids. Lineage: Eukaryota; Metazoa; Chordata; Actinopteri; Salmoniformes; Salmonidae. Gene Ontology annotation, biological process: replication-born double-strand break repair via sister chromatid exchange; sister chromatid cohesion.
UUUAGCUAGUUACUGUAGUUAAUGAACUGCCACAAACUUUGGAUGUCAUAAUAAAAUAGUUUGUAUUCGUUUUAGGGUUGAGCAACUUCCAACUUUUUAGUUGGCGCUGGCAUGCUCUAGCGCUCACGCAAUUUCGGGAUAACGAAACAUGAUCUGUUCAAAUUGACACGUUUUACUGUAGCUACUUCAGAGAUACAUUUUUGUUAUGGUUACAAUCAAAACUGUAGCAUAAAAACGUUUAAACCUCACGCAUGUCACCCGGUUAGACUAAAACCACACGAUGUAACUAAAUUGGUAUCUAUCACUUUGCUCGAGACAGGUUGCUCCACUCUCGUGCCAUGUUGGUGCCAAAUACGCGGUAAUGUGAGUAAAUAUGGUUAAUCUCGCGCCAUUCCAUUACUUAUUUUGGACUGAAACGUGUGAGUAUCAAAUUAUUCUAUUUUAUUUGGAAAAUGGUGGUAAAAUGAUUUAGACAUUUUACAUUUUCUCCAUCUAGUUAGUAUUAGGGACACAUGUAAACGAAGGUAGCUAGCCAGGUCAGAGGUUAGCUCCAGUUUGUUGUCAACGACGCGUUCGAUAAAGAGGCUUGUUUUCAUACCAUGAGCUACAGGAACGUUAGCUAGCUAAUGCUUGUUAAACAAAUAUUUUGCUAGUGAAUUGUGCCGUAUCCCAUAUAAAAUGAACCACAUGUAUUGUAUUAUCAAACUAAACCCGCAGCAAUAUCAACAGUGAGGACCAGAUAGACCACCAAGGCUUUGACCAUGAUGUUCUACACUCAGCUCCUCACUUCCAAGCGCGGGCCUCUGGCCAAAAUCUGGCUAGCAGCGCAUUGGGAGCGCAAAAUCACCAAAACUCAUGUGUUUGAAUGCAAUUUGGAGAGCACCAUCAAACACAUAAUCUUCCCGCAGACAAAGAUCGGCUUGCGGACUUUUGGCCACCUACUCCUGGGAGUAGUGAGGAUAUACUUCAGAAAAGCCAAAUAUCUACUUGCUGACUGCAAUGACGCUGUUGUCAAAAUUAAAGUAGCCUUCAGACCAGGACAGACUGACAUGCCUGUUGAAGGACUGGAGGCCACACUUAAAGCCAUCACGUUGAUGGAGGAUUUCACUGACUUCGAUUCCCAGCUACCAGACACAAAUGCCAUAGAUGUUGUGGACCAUUUUUUACUGAAUCAGUGCCGAACAGAGGACAUCACCCUCAAAGAGGAUUUUGGAAAUAGCUUUCUCACAUUUGAUGACUUUGGUGAUGAGACCCAGUCUCACCAAGGGGGCAUGUUAGAUGUGAGUUUCCUGAGCCUGGCCCAGCACGGAGAUGCUUUUGGCGAUGAGGAUAAAGGCAUUGACAUCUUGGACUUCAUGGCCAGUUCCAGUGAGAAUGCUUUUUUGAUGGACCUUUUCCCAGCCGAACCACAAAAUGUGAUGCCAGAGAUUGCCCCCAUGAACAGUAACCAAGAAGGUCGUCCAGACUCUCCUACAUCUGUACCCAUGGAGGAGGAUUGCCCUGUCCUGAAUGAGACAACACCUGUCCUGAAUGAGACGACUCUGUUGGUCAAUGAGGAGGAGGGCUUCGCUCUGGAGCCUGUCGCUGUGACUCCGACCUUAGAGAGGAAGAAGGGGAAGAGGAGAAGGAGACUGGUGGUGGACCAGGCCAAGGAGCUGUCCAACCAGGCCAUCAGGGAGCAGCUCACCGACUAUUCAGAUCUCACUGCCCCACUGGACAUAGCCCCACCCACCCACCAACUCAUGCAAUGGAAAGCGAGUGGAGGGGUGGACAUUCUCUUCAGUCACCUCUGUGCCCAUGUCAUUCAUCCACACCUUCAACAGCUCUAUUCCAGUGAUGUGUUUCGGGGGAAAACAGAUCGAGUGGGCAAUGAAGAUGACCGUGAAGAGAUGAGACAGGAGAGACAUGAGGUGGAAAGCGACGUGAGCGACCUGCCCAGUGAGUUCAGUGUCCUGCAUGAGACUAUGGAUCCUGAGAGAAUGGGACACAAUGUGGAGCUCACUCCUCUGCAGCACAAUGGGACUGACAACCCACCUGAGGACGUCUGGGACACAGUACAUGAUGAGAGUAGAUUUGAGGUUUCUCACCCUGAGCUUCCUUCGGAGGAUUCCAUGCAUGUUCAUCCUUCUGGAAUGGACAGGGAAACUCCAUCGAAUGUGACAUGGAACACACAGUCUACGGUGGACAGCCAGGAUGACUUUGAAGAGAGGAGGAUGACCAGCCGAGCUCAGAAACUACUAAACGCUCUCAAAAUUCAGAGCAGCAGAAGCAACGCCAUGUUCAGCCUGCAGAUGCUGUGUGAGAGGAACAGUCGCUCCCAGGCCUCGGCUACCUUCUUUUGCCUCCUGGUGCUGAAGAAACAGCAGGCCCUGGACCUGCACCAGAGCGAGCCUUACGCUGACAUUAUAGCCACACCUGGACUCAGGUUCUAAGAGGUGAAGACACCUCCUAAUUGUGCCUCAUUCAUAGACUCACUGCUAUCUGUCAAUAACUGCACAAAACUCCAGCGGUCUAGUCACCCUCGUCAUACGUCUCAUAGCAUGGACACUAAUUAAGAACGGAUUACACCAAUAAAUAUUAUUUGGAUAAUAUUUAUCAAACUGGGUUGUAAUAUCCAGCACUAAUGAGAUAGUUAUGUCACCUCUAUGAAUCUCCCAGGACCCAGACCCAAGUCACUCCCUUUGUGAGAAAGCAGGGCCUGCUACAAGACAUAAUUUGCACAGGGUUAACAUCUGAUUUGUCUCAUUGGGUCAGAGUAAAUGUUUUGGAAUGUUCUGUUGUUGUUUUGUUCAGGAGCUUUAGGUUUACUUUACUUGUUUGAAUAACAUGGUUUUGUUAUUGUUCAUUAUGCCGACAGACUAGGAUUUGUUGGAUUUACCAAUUUCAGUAAUUUAAUAAGGGUAGUUUUAGUUCAGUGUUUUUAUUUAAGGAAUUGUUUUUAUUCUUAACGAUCUGUAAGUAUAACAGUGAAUUUUAUUCAAUGAAAUGUAUGAGCAGCCUUCUUCAAUGUUUGUAAAGUAUGUAUUUCAAGUCUCAAUUAAAAGAAGUAGAAGUUCACCAUAGAAGGAUGUUGAGCUAAUACGUUGAAGAGUAAUGAGGAUACAAUGGAAAUUAUUUUAAUGAAUCUAUUUCAUUACACAUCUACAUACAACACUGUUGCCCUGGCCUGAUACAUUUUUGGUUCCAAACACCCAUGCCCCUUGUAAAUAAACAUGUUGGCAAGAUACUACCAUCAGACCAUCCCCAGAUGCCCUACCAUCGGUAGGUGUUAGAUAAUUGCCGAAUGGUGCGCCAUGAUUCAUUGUCUUUACGAGAAUCCUAUGCAUUGUACGUAAUUACCAAAAUAUCUUCGUAGCAGGUUCUCAGACCUGUGUGAAGCUAGCCACAAUCGUGGAAUUUGAGGUUUACCUUCAAAAUAAAAGGCUGAUACCCAUUUCAUGGACUGAAGAGCCAUAGGUAAGGCUGUACAUUGCAAUAUGAAUGUCCAUUACUCACAAUAGGCUGAAUAUUGAGGUGAUUUUCCACAUUUGAAGUUCCUUAGUAUGACCUAUGACGCUAUUUGUGUAAACGUCAGAAUUGUUAUCCUUGGAUAUCACUGAGUAUUUUUAAUUACUGUCUUGUUGAAUUUAUAUUUUUUUGCCUUUACCUCCCUUCUCACCUAAUUUGCUCACAUUGUAUAUAGACUUGUUUUUUUACUGUAUUAUUGACUGUAUGUUUGUUUUACUCCAUGUGUAACUCUGUGUCGUUGUAUGUGUCGAACUGCUUUGCUUUAUCUUGGCCAGGUCGCAAUUGUAAAUGAGAACUUGUUCUCAACUUGCUUACCUGGUUAAAUAAAGGUGAAAUAAAAAAAUAUAUAAUUAA